AUGCCGGGAAGAAUUGGCAUCGUCUUCGCCUAUUUCCGGUACACCUCGAACGUCUCUGCGAGGGAUAUCCUUGAAGGGCUCGUCAAGCUGCAUCUCCAAAGAGACGAUACCUUGGUCACGCUGAUCAAGGACACCUACACGAGACACAAGGCCCAAAGGACGCGUCCAAGUCAGGGCGAACUUCUAUCCAUACUGCGCGAGAUAGAAAAGGUUUACGACAUCACGUUUUACGUCCUAGAUGGCCUCGACGAAGUGGGAAGCGAUACCCAAUUCGAUCUUAUCGAGGUCAUUCAAUUGCUACACGGGAAUUUUGUCAUCAUGACGCGCCCUCUCGAUAUCCUGGACGCCAUACCCCAUGCCGUCCUUGUCAACGUCACAGCCCAAGAUCGGGACAUCGAACUUCUCGUCUCCCAAAAGAUCGAUCGAAAUCCCCGGUUCCGCAAGCUUCUGGAGAAUCAUGGCUGCCGUGAGCUAGUCAGUAGACAAGUCCUCGUCAAAUCAAAUGGAAUGUUCCUACACGCUGCGCUUCAACUCGAGGCCCUCCAACAAUGUUCAACCAUCGCGAGUGUACAAGAAACUCUCGAUCGGUUCCCCGCCAAGCUGGAAGAGAUGUACGCGGUCACCGUGGCGCGCAUCGAGCGACAAUCUCCCGAGUACGCUGCGCUAGCAAAGCGAGUACUUACUCUCCUCCUCUGCGCGCAAGCGCCCUUGACCGUCGCGGAACUCCGAUAUGUAAUAGCGACGGACUCAACGAUGCACCGUUACGAAGGCUCUCGUGUAGUCGACAUCAACACCCUCGUUUCCGUCUGUUGUGGCCUUGUCCAUGUCGGAAAGAACGGCAUCGUCCAGCUCGUUCGAGCCCGGCUCACAAAACGAAAAUGCGUAGAUUUCACAGCCUUGGAUGCGCUCAAACCCAUUAUCCUUCAAGAUCCUUCAAUGUCCCAUGGCUGGCUGGCGCAAGUAUGCAUGCAGCGCCUCGUCGAUUGUAACAUCACGGACUGGCCCAUGAACCACUCCUUGUCACGAUUUGAAGAUGCCUUGAAGCAGCAACGAUUUCUUCAGUAUUCCUAUGACCACUGGGCUACCCAUGCAAAGGAAGUGGGAACUGACUCCAGCGCUUUCGAUGCUGUCCUCACCUUUCUCCGUCGCUGUACUUCGUACCCUUGUCCUAUCGACCUCACCUGUGGAUACGAUGUCCUCUCCCACCCUCAGGGACAACUCGAACAACUGGGUUCAUUGCAACUCGCCAGUCGCUAUGGUCUUCCCGCGACUUUUGGUGACGUCCUCGUCAAACAAGACGAGUCGAAUUUAAACACUGUGACAAAACCGCUAGGACUCACCGCUCUUAUGGUCGCCGCGUGGUUCGACCAAGGGGAAACCGUUCAGUGGCUCCUCCAACAGGAAAGCCUCGAUAUCAACGCUCCAAACGCCAGCGGCCAAACGGCUCUAAUGCUGGCUUCAGCAAAAGGCUAUGAAGCCAUCGUCAAACAGCUGCUCCAGCUGCCUACCGUCAGGGAGGACGUCAACAUGCAGGAUGUAACCGGAUGGACAGCACUUAUGCUCGCCUCGUGGUUCGGCUAUUCCAGCAUCGUGAAGCUCUUACUAGCAUGUGAAGCCGAUGGAACAGUGGUCACUAAGAAUGGAACGACAGCCCUUAUCCUCGCUUCGUGGAAAGGCCAUGUAUCCGUGGUCGACCAAUUGCUCGAGCAUCAUCCUUCCACGGUAGACGUGAAUGUACGAAAUGAAUGGGGACUCACACCACUCCUGGUUGCGUGUUGGAAUGGCCACGUCCCAGUCGUUGAACGCCUCUUGAUGUACCCGGGCGUUCAGGUUGGCCUUGAGGAUGUUACUGGCUUAACACCGUUGGCACAUGCGAAGCGCUGCGACCAUCGGAGCAUCGUCAACCGACUGCUUGGACACCCUGGCAUGACAUCCAAUGCCCAACUAGCAGAGGAAGAGCUCAUGCCCGGGUCGGAAUUCUCGAUCGAUGACCAGGCUAUGGCCAUUGCACUGGACCCAAGGGUUCCUCUCAUAUGGUACGUGCCAUUCGCCCCUAGAGUUAUCGUCUACUGA
Messenger RNA from Coprinopsis cinerea okayama7#130, 2073 nucleotides. RefSeq names its product ankyrin repeat domain-containing protein 29. The record is from RefSeq and is a predicted model, not a curated record. The coding region runs from base 1 to 2073 and encodes 690 amino acids. Gene Ontology annotation, molecular function: protein binding. Lineage: Eukaryota; Fungi; Basidiomycota; Agaricomycetes; Agaricales; Psathyrellaceae. The transcript is spliced from 3 exons.